Molecule: messenger RNA, 1178 nt
Organism: Drosophila ananassae
Lineage: Eukaryota; Metazoa; Arthropoda; Insecta; Diptera; Drosophilidae
Product: kelch-like protein 41
Exons: 3
Coding region: 119-1051 (310 amino acids)
Biological process (GO): regulation of proteolysis; proteasome-mediated ubiquitin-dependent protein catabolic process
Cellular component (GO): cytoplasm
Molecular function (GO): ubiquitin protein ligase binding
Source: RefSeq, a predicted model, not a curated record
CAAACCUGCAAUCGAGUCUCAGUUGCAAACUUCAAUUCUUUGAAAGCACAUUAAACUGCGCAUAAAAAUUGUUUUUUUAUUUAAAAAGUAUUCUCUAAACAACGACUAACAGUUUAAAAUGGAUAAGUGGCUGAAACCGUCAUUCGCCAAUCUAUUGGAGAACCAGAAGUUCUCAGAUUGCCACAUAUUGGUGGGAAACGAGUCUUUUAAUUGCCAUAAGCUUAUCUUAAGUAGUGCCUCAGAAUUUUAUGAACGAAUGUUCCUUAGCGAUUUCCAGGAAUCGAAAACUGCGGAAUUUCGUCUAAAUGACGUAAGCCCCGAUACCCUUAGAGUAUUUCUGGACUACGUUUACACCUAUAAUUUUGAAAAAUUAAAGACGAACCCAAACGAGAUGAUAUUAAAUCUCUUCGAGUGUGGAAGUAAGUGGCUUGUGGAGUCUAUUACAGCCGAUUGUGAGGCAGUCCUUAAAGAGAGGGCUCCCCAAAUGUCCAUUGGUAAUCUUGUCGAGACCUUUCAGGUUGCCCACAAUGCUGAACACAAGGCUAUUAUUAAAACUGUCACAUUUCAUUUACGCCGCUUAGCAGGCGGUAUGAAGUGCUAUGAUUCUCUAUUCCUCACAUCCGAUGCUUUUGAGGAGUAUAUUCGUAUAUGCGAUGAUAAAAUUCCUGAAGAAGAUCGCUUUAAGAUGAUUGAGGCCUACGUUACCAUUAAUGGACUGAUUGAUGUCGAAACCGCUGAUAGCGGUGUUAAUGGGACAAUUUUGGACGAAUUUAAAAUCUUAAAAGACGAUGACAAGCCAGGAUCUUCUAAGGAGAUUUCCGUUGUCGAGAACAAAGCAGCAGUUUCUUUACCGGAUAAGAAUUGUAUUGAGUCUUCGGCUGGGGACAACAAAGAUAUAAAAUUGAAAAAACUUCACUUAACUUAUGUUAAGACAUUGCUGAACUACAUUCAUUUCGAACAGAUGGGUAAGACUACAUUUUACAAUGUGGUUGGAAAAUCACGUUUACUGACUUAUGAAGAAAAAUUUGAAAAAAUGUUCCUAACAAAGUAAACUUUUAAAAAAAACGCAUUAACUCAGAUUGUCAUUAUUUCUUAUCAGUGAUAUGAUAAGUUAUCACAUGUAAUAUACACAUAACGUGUCAUUCAUAAAACUUUGUAAUAAAUAUUUCGAGAAUAUG